AUGUCAAACCUGCUUGCCCAAGGUCCGUCAGGGACUCACGAGGAGUCCGACGACCUUGAAGACUACGUCGAUUCGGAGGAGGAAGAACAAGGGGAGGAAGAAGAACAGGGACCAGUGGUCUCUGCAGCUGAAAUGUUUCUGUCGAAGAUCGCCGCAAAGUUCGCGGCAGUCGACACCCCGGCGCCGGUUGCUCCGACUGUCCCUGGAACGGGAGCCUCUGGCUCGCCUAGUACACAGGCAGCGAGCACCGGCAACAGCCAAACGGUGGCUCCGGUUACCGCUCCUCUUGCCCCUGGAACGGGAGUCUCUGGCUCGCCUAGUACGCAGGUAAUGAGCACCGAGGAGAGUGAUUCGUCCUCUCCAUCAAUGGCGAGCGGCUCUGGGAAGACAGUUUCGGACUUCGGUUCGUCUGUCACCUCUCUUAGUUUUGCGGGUGGCGCUCAGGGGGAUACGGCUUCUGCUGUUCCCCAGGUGACAGGUAGUUCUGAGGGGAAAACCAUGGUUGUUCCCACUCCUGCAGCAGAGAACAACCUGUCGCCAAGUCACCCUGUGACCGUGUCAUUUGGCUAUACGGCUCAGGAGUCAUUGGGUAACCUUGGAAGCAACUAG
Molecule: messenger RNA, 609 nt
Organism: Orbilia oligospora ATCC 24927
Lineage: Eukaryota; Fungi; Ascomycota; Orbiliomycetes; Orbiliales; Orbiliaceae
Exons: 2
Coding region: 1-609 (202 amino acids)
Source: RefSeq, a predicted model, not a curated record